CCAUUGCCUCAGUGAAUGCUUGCACCAUCUCCCAGCUGACAUCUGCAAUCCUGCCUUCCUCCAUGCCCUGCUAUUGGUCACCUUCCACACCAAUCUGGAUUAAAGCAGGGCAUGUCUGGUUUCCAGAGGAGUUCUCAGUUAGCCUCUGUCUGUUUAUGUGAGCUGAACUGGCUUCCUUUACUGACACCUCGGCUUCCCUAGAUGAAUUUAUUGAAGGAUUUCUGGUAGGUUCCACCUUCAGGCAAGAUGUGGUACCAUUGAAACAUUGGUCUGCUUCGAUUCACAGACAGUUCAUCUUUUCCACUGAGAAGCCUUGUUUUAUUUUACGGCUUAGGCCUACUGAACUUAUGAGACCAUGUCGGAAGGAAAGCCCGAGUCACCUGGGCCCAUAAAGUGUGGCCCAUACAUUUCCUCUGUCACCAGCCAGAGUGUGAACGUGGUGAUCCGAGGGGUGGUGCUCUUCUUCAUUGGAGUGUUCCUCGCCUUAGUGUUGAACUUGCUCCAGAUUCAGAGAAACGUGACACUUUUUCCACCUGAUGUGGUCACGAGCAUCUUUUCAUCUGCAUGGUGGGUACCACCAUGCUGCGGCACAGCCUCAGCUGUGAUCGGGUUAUUGUACCCCUGCAUUGACAGGCAUCUAGGAGAACCACAUAAAUUCAAGAGAGAGUGGUCCAGUGUUAUGCGCUGUGUGGCGGUGUUCGUGGGUAUCAAUCAUGCCAGUGCUCACUGGUCUCAGAAAGUAGACUUUGACAACAACUUCCAGUUUUCCCUCACGCUGGCUGCGCUGUCGGUAGGACUGUGGUGGACUUUUGACAGAUCAAGAAGUGGUUUUGGCCUUGGUGUUGGAAUCGCUUUCUUAGCUACUGUUGUCACCCAACUGCUAGUCUACAAUGGUGUCUAUCAAUACACAUCUCCAGAUUUUCUCUAUGUCCGUUCUUGGUUGCCAUGUAUAUUUUUUGCUGGAGGCAUAACAAUGGGAAACAUUGGUCGUCAACUGGCAAUGGGUCUCUCACUGGCCUGGAACUUGCUAUGCAGGCUCAGCUGAUGGACCAGCUAGCGCCAGUAUCCACCUCUCUUCACUGCCACCGAGCUGGGAUUGCAAGAAUGCAACACCACACCUGACUUUCUAUAUACGUUUUGGGAUCAGCUAGAAAGCAAGCCCUUUGCCAACCAAGCUAUCUCCAGUCUUUUUGGAGAAGGAAGGAGGGUGGUAUGUUUGGGGGUGAGGAGGGUAGAGUUGGGGUAUAUGAUCAAGAUACAUAUAUUGUAAACAUGUAUAAAUUGUCAAACAGUAAAAAUAUUAAAAUGUUUGGGGGUACUGCUCUGAAAACAGCACAUUUGUUGUGCUGCCAAGCGUCUUUGGAACUGUGUAAUUCGCAAGUUCAUGUCUCUUAGAAACACUUUCUGAGGAAUGCUGGACAGACUGUGGCCACUGAUCAGUUCCUUGUGAUCAGCAGUGAAGGAGACAAAGGAAAGAGGCUGAGCGCUGAAUCUGUUUGUCUAGAAGUUUUGCAGUACAUUCCCUGGGAGCAUCUGCCACAGAACACAGCUUAUUCUACACCCCCCCCCCCCCCCCGCAUCAUCACAUGCCACUCAGAGAUCUGCCGGGAACAUCUGUCUGCUCAACUAGAGUGUGACAGUGGUGGCUCUGCUUGGAAUCCCUCUGCUUGUACAAAAGCUUGCUGUUUUACAGCAGGACAUGGCAUAGAACACAGGGUCUUCCCGUCACCUUCAGUCAUCUGGGUACAUCUGCUGUGCACAGUCCCUACCUGCCUGGCUUGGGAAUCUGUGGGCAGGUGCAGUUAAAAUGAGGAUCAAAGGGGCUGCUAAUAGGUCAAGGACAUGGCAAGGCUGGUAAAAAGCUUGUCUGGUCAGACUGAGAACCUGAGCUGCUGCAUGUGAAUUUAUGCACAAAAAUCUAGGUGUGUUGGAGUGGGUUGGAGAGAUGGAUCAGAUAUGUAGAGUGCUUGCUGCUCUACUGGAGGCUGAUGUGGGACUCCCUCUGUAUGCUGUGAAUAUGUUUUUAUCACCAUUGGUUAAUAAAGAACUGAUUUGGCCUAUGGCAGGAUAGAAUAUAGCUAGGCAAGAAAAUUUAAUUGAAUGCAGGAAGAAAGAAGGUGGAGUCAGGCAGACCUCAUGUAGCUGCGGAAGGAGAAAGAUACCAGAACCUUACCUGAUAGUCACAGCCUUGUGGCGAUACAUAGAUUAAUAGAAAUGGGUUAAUUUAAGAUAUAAGACAUGGUCUUUUGCCCUCCAUAGGUACCUGAACACACACACACACACACACACACAUACACACACAUACCUACAUAUACAUAUAUACAGCUACCUAUGGCAUGUGCUUAUUCACACACACACACACACAUAAAUUUGAAAAAAAAAAAAAGCUACCCAGCAAGCCCCAGGAUCUGCCUCUUUUGUCUUCCAGGUGGUACUACCAUCCCCAGCUUUUUUUCCCUCCUAAAUCAAUGUGUUCUAGGCAAAUGAGACUCCCUGUGUAAAAAGCCAAGUUGGACAGCACCAGAGAAAGAAUGACACCCAAGGUCAUCUUUUGGCCUCUACACACAUAGACAUGCAUACAUGAAUGCAUGCAUGCAUACACUCAUGCACAUACUCACACACAUGCACACACGAAUGCUCGUAUGCAUGCACACAUGCAUACCCCCCCACACACACAAAUACUGUCAAUAAAACCAGACCCUCCUGAAUUUUUUUGUGGCUCUAGACCUCAUGUGUGUCAAGAUCAUGCAUGUCUAAGAAAACGCAGCCCCGUGCAUAUUAAAGCAAAUAUUUCCAGAAUAAUGUCAAAUCCAUCCCAAAGUUGAGUCAAAUUGAGUUUGUUCCCCCUCUCCCCCCAAAAAUAGUGAAAAAUAUCUGAUAUAUUUAUUUGCCUUUUCAAAAGGCAAUUUGCUUUCAAGAUGUAACUUGGUUGGAAUGUUAGAAUAGUGUCUGAUAUGUAAAGAAACAGUGCUUCAGGGGCUGGGAGAUGACUCAGUUGGUAAAGUGCUUACCUAUAAGCACAAGGACCUGAGCUCAGUACCCCAAAUCCACAUAAGAAGCUGAAUGUGGUGAUGGGGAUUUGGAAUCCCAGUGCUGGGGGAAGGGAAAACAAAUGGGUUCCUCAGGCUCACUGGCCACUCAACCUAGUCUCCUGGAGAGUUCAAGAUCAUGGAGAGACCCUUUCUCAAAAACUCUGACUCACCAUAUGUGGCUACCCCAUGGUGCACUUUGCCAAGGUAUGGACCAAUGGACAUUGAGCUUUUGAUCAUUUUCUGCUGAGCCCAGAAGCAACAUGUUGCCUUUCUGCUUCACACAUUGAUUCAUCCUGCAGCCUUGACCAGCAGCAAAUAGAUGGGUGACCUUUCCUUCAGGAGGAGAAAAGCCAGAUACCAGUGACCACUCUGAAUGCUCCAAGCCAUGGGUGCAAAGAAGUAGCAUUGUAUUUUCACUAGAAUGUUCUCUCUUUGUGAUACAUACUAAGCAUAACUAUAAAUAAAUAUUUAAUGGUAAAAAUAUAACAUAAUAAUAUCAUAAUAUUUCAGAUAUAUGAAAUAAGAACUCUAAGUCCUAGGAUGGUGAGAAGGAAGAAUGCCAUUUGCUUUUGUUCUUGCUGUCCUCUCAAGGCAGAAGUAAGGGGAAGGGAUAUGUCAGGAGCCUCUUUGUAUCUGUAAGAUCCCUAGUAUGCCCCUGUGUGGAUUGAUCCACCCUUUGUGUGUGUGUGUGUGUACGUGUUCACAUUUACCUGUGCACACAUGCACACAUGGACACCAGAGAUCAAUGUCGAGUAUCUAUCUGCCUCUUAUCAUUCUCUGUGUGCAUGUGUGCGUGUUCACAUUUAACUGUGCAUGCACACAUGGACACCAGAGGUCAAUGUCGCAUAUCUGCCUUUAUCGUUCUCUACCUUUGAAACGUGGUCUCUUGAUGACCUAAGCUCACCAAUUUGGUUAAACUAUCGAGGCAGUGAGCUCCAGGAACUCACUCAUAUGUAUCUUCCCAGAACUCAUACCAAAUCCACAUUACCAGGCUCAGCUUCUUAGCUGGGUGCUGGGAAUCUGAACUCAGGUCCUCAUUCUUUCUGGAUAAGCACUUUCCAGCUGAUUCACCUUUCCAGCCUGAUUGAUACCCUGCUGUGGCUGUCUGGGUCCAUGUUUUUCAGUGGUAGAACAGGAGUCCAGACCCUCAUCUGACUUCAAGGAUCUUCUUGUCACUGGGCUGAGAGUCCUUCAGCAGAUCGGAAUGAACUGUGCACCUGCUUUCUUAUUUCAUUGUUGAUAAUAAAUGGCUUGGCACAGCUAUCAUUGACAUGAAAGCAACUUAAGAUUUUCUGUAGAAAAAUGAGGAUGGGUGGGCAAGGAGGCUCAGAUAAAAGCAUCUGACAAUGCAAGUUUGAUUUCUGGCUCCCAUGAUGAAGGGAGACAAUCAAAUCCUGCAAGAUGUCUAUGACUUCCAUGUGCACAUUAGCAUGUGGUACAUGUGUGCACAUCAGACACAUACACAAUACUACUACUACUACUACUACUACUACUACUACUACUAAUAAUAAUAAUAAUAAUAAUAAUAAUAAUAAUACAACUAAAGGGCUUUGUAGGCACCUUAGUGGACUAUUGCUUGAACGUGAAGUGUCUCCCAGAUUCAUGUGUUUGAACACUUGGUUCCCAGGUGGUGGUGCUGUUUGGGAAGAUGGCAGAAACUUUAGAAACUAGAAUCUAGCUGGAGAAAGCAGGUUAUUGGGAAUGGGCCUUAAGGUUUCAUGGGGCAACCCCACUCCCUAUAUGCUCUCUGCUUCCUGACUGUGGUUGCAAUGUGACCUUACCCUCCUGCUUCCAUGCUAUUUCCACUGCAAUUUCCUCAAACCGUAAGCCAAAAUAAACUCCUUCCCUACAAGCUGCAAAAAGAAUAAAUAACACAGACAAUA
Messenger RNA from Arvicola amphibius (Eurasian water vole), 4915 nucleotides. RefSeq names its product insulin induced gene 2 (gene Insig2). Gene Ontology annotation, biological process: SREBP signaling pathway; cholesterol biosynthetic process; cellular response to insulin stimulus. The transcript is spliced from 6 exons. NCBI's taxonomy places the organism in Eukaryota, Metazoa, Chordata, Mammalia, Rodentia, Cricetidae. The record is from RefSeq and is a predicted model, not a curated record. Gene Ontology annotation, cellular component: endoplasmic reticulum; SREBP-SCAP-Insig complex. The coding region runs from base 356 to 1045 and encodes 229 amino acids.